AUGAUAUUUAAUUAAUAUUUUAUUCUGGUCUUAUCUGAAUUUUGUGAUGUGUAUCAUAAAUAAAGAAAGAUUUUCUUAUUUAUAAAGAAAAAUAUUCAAUAUUAUAGAAAUUAAAUUUAGUGUGUUUUUAAGCUAGAUGCUCACAAACUUUAAUUAGAUGCAGAUGGAAAUGUAGAUUUUGCAAAAAUCUAAGCAAGAUGGGAUGAUUUAAAAUCUGUUAAAGUAAGUUUGGGAAAUAAGUAUUUCACUUCUGAAGUUGUUGAAAAAGCUAAAACUCUCCCAUAAUAAGACCAAUAAAGAUUCCUUAAUUUAAUGCUUGCUGGAUUGACAAAUGAUGACAGCUCUGUUGGCAUUUCUGCUACUAACCUGAAGAUUAUAAUUUUGUGCCUUCUACUUGGAAUAAUUAAUUAGAGACUACCAUUAAAUAUAAGGAGACACAAAAGAAGAAUAUCAUUGGAAUAUUCUAAUUGAUGAAUAUGUUUUUAACUAGAAUCAAUCCAACUUUAGAAAAAGUGUCAGA
Molecule: messenger RNA, 520 nt
Organism: Paramecium primaurelia
Lineage: Eukaryota; Ciliophora; Oligohymenophorea; Peniculida; Parameciidae
Source: the annotation of a GenBank genome assembly